Molecule: messenger RNA, 4932 nt
Organism: Fraxinus pennsylvanica
Lineage: Eukaryota; Viridiplantae; Streptophyta; Magnoliopsida; Lamiales; Oleaceae
Source: the annotation of a GenBank genome assembly
AUGGCGACACCAAAGGAGCACGUAAAGGAAAUAAGAAGAAUCAAGUUUUCGAUUGGAGCUAAAGAACCGAAUCCACUAACAGAGGAUCUUCAUCAGGCUGUUAAAAAUCUCUCUGCAGAGCUCUACGCUAAGGAUGUUCACUUUCUCAUGGAACUCAUCCAGAAUGCUGAGGAUAAUGAGUACGAGGAAGGCGUUGAUCCAUCGCUACAAUUUGUCAUAACUUCUAAGGAUAUUACAGGAACUGGAGCAGCAUCUACAUUGCUCAUCUUUAACAAUGAGAAGGGUUUUUCACCUAAGAACAUUGAGUCCAUUUGUAGCGUUGGACGGUCCACCAAAAAGAACAACCGCAAACGUGGUUAUAUUGGCGAGAAAGGUAUUGGAUUUAAGAGUGUAUUUCUAAUCACUUCUCAGCCAUAUAUAUUUAGCAAUGGCUAUCAGAUUCGUUUUAAUGAAUCCCCUUGCAAAGAGUGCAACGUUGGCUACAUUGUCCCUGAAUGGGUUGAGGAGAACCCAAUUCUUUCAGAGAUAAGACAUAUAUAUGGCUCAAAUUCCAACCUUCCAACCACAACAAUACUACUACCUCUGAAGCCUGACAAGGUGAAGCCUGUGAAACAACAGCUUUCAAGCAUUCAUCCAGAACUUUUGUUGUUUCUGUCAAAGAUAAAGAGGCUUUCUGUCAGGGAAGAUAAUGAGGACCCCAGGUGCAAUACAGUGACUGCAAUUUCCAUUACAAGUGAGACAAAUUUUGUUACAAGGAAGAACAUCGACGCUGAAUCCUACCUGCUCCAUCUCUCUGCUGAUGAAAGAGGUGGUGAAGAAUGCAGCUAUCAUAUGUGGAGGCAGAGAUUUCCUGUCAGACCGGAAAAUAAGGUAGAAAGAAGAAUUGAAGUUGAAGAAUAUGUGAUCACAUUGGCUUUUCCCAAUGGAGAGCGUCUCAACAGAGGAUCAACCUCCCCUGGGAUCUAUGCAUUCCUUCCCACGGAGAUGGUUACAAACUUUCCUUUCAUAAUUCAGGCAGAUUUUCUUCUGGCAUCAUCAAGGGAAACAAUCCUUUUGGAUUGCAAUUGGAACCAGGGUAUUCUUAAUUGUGUGCCAUCUGCUUUUGUUAAUGCAUUUACUUCACUUGUGAAAGAGAAGGAAGAUGCUCCUGUUUCCAUUCUGCCACGGAUGUUUGGCUUCUUACCGGUCAUGAGUUCUCCCUAUGCUCUGUUUAAUUCUGUGAGAGAAUCAAUCCAAUCAAAACUGAUGGAAGAAAGUAUUAUUCCUUGUGAAUCAUACACACAGCAGAAGUUUUUCCAUAAACCUCACGAAGUUGGAAGAUUAAGGCCUGCUUUCUGGAAUUUGUUAAAGAUGGCUAGGCAACAAGGAGUGUGCUUGGAUAACAUCUCAACCCACGGGAAGUAUAUUUUAAGCUCUGCAUUUGAUGAGGAGGAGUACGAUCACCUUCUAAAUUUUUUGAAAGUAGAGUAUGUUAAUGAUGAAUGGUAUGCAAAGUGUGUCAGGAGUUCCAAUCUUGUUCUGGGAGGAUCCGAAGAUCUUUAUUUAGAACUUCUUUUGUUCGCUGCUGAAAAUUGGAGGUCCUUCUCAAAUACUAGCCUUGUGGACAUGCCACUUCUUAAGUAUGUAGGUGCACAAUCUCAAGUGUCUCUGUGUAGAAUAAAUGAAGUCUCACAGCAACGAGAAAUUCUUUUAUCCAACACGUCCAAUCGAAUCUCUUGGCUGAUUGAUUGGAAUGGAGAGUUCCUAGGUGUUAAUAAUCGGUUUUUCCUUCCUGAGUCGACACAAUGUGAAAUUUGUUCACAUUCCAAAAGGCAGACGAUAUGGGAUUGGCUCAUGAAGGAAGUGAAGGUUAGUUGUGUAAGUGUCUAUACCUAUGCUCUCCAUUUGAGCAAGGUGCUUGGCAGUGACAGAAAACGUGUCGUUACCUAUGUCCAUUUCCUCUAUCACUCACUUAGAAAGAACUACCUGUCCACAACAGAGGUUGAUUGUGCAGCUGGUUCUAUGCCACUUGUUAAUAACUAUGGGCAGGUGAUCGUAAGUAGACAAGGGGUUCUUGUCCCUGCUAAUGGAAGCCGUUGGGUGCAACUUAUUGGUUCAAAUCCAUGGAGAAAUGAAGGUUAUGUUGAACUGGGAGAGGACUAUUUGUAUUCAGGAAAUUAUGCAGGUGUUCUUACCAAGGAGAAAGAACUACUUCAAUUUCUUAAAUCUCAUGUUGCAGCUUCAGAUAUACCUGAUUUGCCCCCUCCAGAUGCUCAGAUACCAAGUUUCUUUUCUUUAUUAACCAAACAAAAUGCAUUCUUGCUUUUAGAGUGGAUUCGUAACCUGAAAGAGAAGGGUCGUUACAUGCCAAAAAACUUUUUUAACUGCAUAAAGAAUGGAAGCUGGCUUCGGGUUUCGCUCAGUGGCAGUGUUAGCUACAAGCCACCGUCACAAUCGUUCCUACUUACCUCUUCAUGGGGAUGCCUUCUUCAAAAUGGAUCAGUGCUUGUUGAUAUACCAUUGGUAGAUCAAAGUUUUUAUGGCAAAGAAAUAUCUAACUAUAAGGAGGAGUUGAGAAAAGUCGGGGUUAUGUUUGAAUUUAAUGAAGCAUGUGAGUAUAUUGGCAAGCAUCUUAUGUCGAUGGCAGAUUCAUCCACUCUAACUAGAGCCCAUGUUUUCUCAAUACUGAAUUUCAUCAGAUUUUUGAGGGACAGACUUCUUCCUCCUGAUGACUUCAUCAACAGAAUAAAGGAUAGAAGAUGGCUACGGACUUCCCAAGGUGAUAGGAGCCCUCUGGAUUCUGUGUUUUAUGAUCAAGAAUGGGAGGCUGCCUCUCAAAUUAGUGACAUUCCAUUUAUUGAUCAUGACUAUUAUGGAGCAGAAAUUAUUUCUUUUCGUGAGGAACUUCAGCUUCUUGGUGUGGUAGUUGGCUUCCGUGGAAAUUACCAACUUAUUGUCGACAACUUAAAAUCUCCAUCUUGCUUUACGUAUCUGGCAGCUAAAGCUGUUCUUUUGAUGCUGGAGUGUAUGCAUCAUUUAAGCUCAUCUGACAAACUUGUUAGAAUUCUUAAAGAUUCGAUGCUCCUGAAGACAAAUAAGGGUUACAAAUCUCCAGCUGAAUGUUAUCUGUUUGAUCCUGAAUGGGGUUGCCUUCUGCAAGUUUUCAACAGUUUUUCUCUUGUUGAUAUCCAAUUUUAUGGAGACAGCAUUUUGUCAUUCAGAAAUGAAUUGGCAAAAAUAGGAGUGCUCGUUGAUUUUGAGGAAGCAACAAAAGCAUUUGCUCGUGUGUUUAGGCAGCAAGCAUCAUCGUCUUCCAUAAAUAAAGAUAAUGUCCUUUCAUUUCUCGCAUGCUACAAAAAGUUGAAACACAUUGGUUUUAAAUUUCAUUCGGAUCUCAAGAAGUGCAUUCGAGAGGUUAAAUGGCUGCGCACUCGACUUGCUGAUUGCAGAGCACCAAAAGACUGCAUUCUGGUUAGCCCAGAUUGGAUAUCUAUCUCUUCGAUAUCUCUAUUGCCUUUUAUUGAUUAUGGUGAGAAUUACUACGGCAAGGGUAUUCUCAAGUAUAAAGAGGAGCUUAAGAGCAUGGGAGUUGUUGUUUCUUUUAAAUGCGGUGCUAAGUUUGUGGCUUCAAGUCUUCGUUUACCUCAAGAUCCUAGCAGCAUCACGGCUGCAGCUGCAUACUCAUUGUUGGAAUGCAUUAGGAAUUUGCAAGAAGAGUCGAAUGAGCCUUUAAUUGCUACUCUUUCGCAAAACGCUGCCCAGGAAUGGAUAAAGACGCAUGUCGGUUAUAGGUCUCCAGACAAGUGCCUGCUGUUUGGUUCUGGUUGGGGUUCUACCUUAUCUCGAGAGGACGGGCCUUUCAUUGAUGAAACAUUUUAUGGCCCUAGCAUAAGUUCUUAUUCAAAAGAGCUAAAUGCGUUAGGAGUUGUGGUUGAAAAGAGAAAUGGAUGCUUGUUGCUUGCCAGUUACCUCAACACACAUACAAAUUUUAUGGUUAUCAAGCGGAUCUAUUCUUACUUAAAUGAAUUGAACUGGAAACCCACAGGUGAAGAUGCUGCAAAAAUAUGGAUUCCAAAUGGUUCUAAUGAUGGUGAAUGGGUAAGUUCUGAUGAAUGUGUUCUUCAUGACAAAGAUGGUCUAUUUGGUCAGCAGUUGAACGUUUUGGACAAGUAUUACGAGAUGAAAUUGCUGAAUUUCUUCUCUAAUGCUCUAGAAGUUAAAAGAUUUCCUUCUCUUGCUGACUACUGCAAGCUUUGGAUGGAUUGGGAGGAUUCUGGCCACUUAUUAUCUAGUGAUGAAUGCAUUGCCUUUUGGGAAUUCGUUGCCAAGCAUUGGAGUUUAGUGACACAGAAAGUUCUUUCUGAGAACUUUCUGAAACUCCCAGUUUUGUCUGGUUCAGAUGGAAUUUCGUUGAUGGACAAAUAUGACGUCUUCAUUGCAGAUGAUCUUUGCCUGAAGGAUCUUUUUGAACAGUCUGCUUCCCAGCCGCUAUUUGUCUGGUAUCCUCAGCCAAGUUUGCAAUCCUUGCCCAGAAAUAAGCUGCUUGAUAUUUACAGCAAAAUUGGAGUGCGAAAUUUAUCUGAAUAUGUUCAGAAAAGUAAGCAAUCUGCAUUCGACGGCGUUGCUCCCACACAGGUGAAUUCAAGAGAGGUUUUCAUUGAAAGAGGAUUGUUUAAACUAAUUCUUGGUUUUCUUGCUGACCUCCAAAUUGAAGUACAGAAGAGGCACGAUGCUCUGAAGGGCUUGCUUGAAAUUACUGUUCUUGAGACACCAACACCAAUAACUGUGGAAUACAGUUUACCACUUAAAUCGGGGAAAAUCAUAAAUGUCAGUGCGAGAAGAUUGAUGCGUUGGGAGAGAGAGAGAUAUUUUUGGAGGAUGAAGAAUUUCUCUCUUCUGCCUUCUCUUCUUGUUAGGUUGAAGUUGGUUACAUCUUUGCAGAUAUCAGACUAG